CGACUAUUCUCAGCUGCCUCCGGCUCUAACUCGCCACUUUAGUCUAAUGCAACUAUCCUUAUUCGUCUGAAUAUCCAGUGAACGACAUUUGUGCUACCUACUCGACUCGAAAUGUAAUUUGUACUGGCGGUGCGCUGGCCAUGCUGCUCCACCAUCAAAACUCCACCGCCUCCCAACAGUUCACGACAACUUCAUCCGUGUCUAGCUCCCGCCUUUUCCCCAGUCUCUAUGUCCUCAUUCAGCCGAGGAUGUCUUUCCUUUCAUGCACGUCAGCGCGUGACUAUCCCAACAGCGGUUGACAGGUUGCCAUGGUGUGUUGUCAUUACUCAUGUCAUACCCUACAGCCACAUGGCGUUUUUGACACCGUUCUUUUCUAGCUCAAUCGGUGCACUCAUCCCAUCUACUUCGUCUACUUCUCCGACUGGUCAAAUCAUACAAGCUCACCCUAGUUGCACAAGCUCUUCUAGAACCCUGCCACGCAUCCGUUAUCGAAUGCAUCACCGGGACAUGUCUUACAUCCAAAGCAUUAAUCUUAAUAGACGCAUAAAUUCAUAGAUGCAUAGACAAGUGAAGCCUACAUCUUAGCCAAUAAAGGGUAUAAUAUCAACGCUCCAACCAAAACCAAACCAGUGCCAUAUUAGGCAUGCUG
This is a messenger RNA of Fusarium redolens, 649 nucleotides long. RefSeq lists its product as uncharacterized. The transcript has 2 exons. NCBI's taxonomy places the organism in Eukaryota, Fungi, Ascomycota, Sordariomycetes, Hypocreales, Nectriaceae. Bases 229 to 555 code for a protein of 108 amino acids. The record is from RefSeq and is a predicted model, not a curated record.